CUCACAUCUGCUCAUCUGUCAUUUCAUUACUGAACCAGUUUUGAAGAGUUGUUUUUUCAUAUUUGUGGACUGCAACUUUUGAAAAUGAUUGACAUAUUUUGGUUCUGUUUGUGUUUGUGGCGUCUGGUCGGUGUGUUUGGUGUUGAUGAAGUGAAGUCAGUGUCAGUGAAGGAGGGAGACUCAGUCACUCUAAACUCUGAUCUUACUGAGUUACAGACACGUGAUCUGAUAACAUGGAUGUUUGGACGUCCAGAGACUCUUAUAGCUCUUAUCAACAAAGAGGAUGGAAUCUUCUCUACAUCUGUUGGUCCUGAUGGGAGAUUCAGAGACAGACUGAAGCUGGAUCAUCAGACUGGAUCUCUGACCAUCACAAACAUCACAACCACAGACUCUGGAAAUUAUACUGUAUACAUCAAAGGCACAAAAGUGACCACAAACAGAUUCCAUGUUACUGUCUAUGCUCACCUGCCUGUUCCUGUCAUCACCAGUUACUGCUGUUCAUCAUCAUCAUCAUCGUCUUCGUCAUCAUCAGUGUCCAAAUGUGUGCUGCUGUGUUCAGUGGUGAAUAUGGGUCAUGUGACUCUCUCCUGGUACAAAGGAAACAGUUUAUUGUCCAGCAUCAGUGUGUCUGAUCUCAGCAUCAGUCUCUCUCUACCUCUGGAGGUGGAAUAUCAGGAUAAAAACACCCACAGCUGUGUGCUCAACAAUCCCAUCAGCAACCAGACGAGACAUCUGGACAUCAGCAAACUCUGUUGCACAUGUUCAGACUCGGUCCACUGUCGUGGUUCUACUGAAGCUGUGAUCCGAUUGGUCCUCUCUGCUCUGGUGGGCGUGGCUACUGUCAUUCUUCUGGUUUAUGACAUCAGAUCCAGAAAAGCUGAACAAGAUCAAACACAUAUUCACACAUCAGGAAGUACUGAAACCUAAAGCAGAUGCUGAACUUUACAUGUUCUUCAGGUGUGUGUUGUUUUCUAGUGUUUCUAAAUUUUAAAAUCCAGUUUGAAAGGCUUUGUUGUCAAUAUUUUCUUCAGAUACAUAAAACAUAUGAAUGAAGAGACACCCAGGACUCUCUUUACUACUGCUGUCCUACUACUAAAGUUUUCUCACUCUGAGGUUCAAGAGUUUCUCCAUUUUUUAUUACAUUUAUUAUGUCGAGCACCUCCUGCAGGAAUAUAAACUGUAUGUAUAUUUUAAUGGAUUU
Molecule: messenger RNA, 1201 nt
Organism: Onychostoma macrolepis
Lineage: Eukaryota; Metazoa; Chordata; Actinopteri; Cypriniformes; Cyprinidae
Product: V-set and immunoglobulin domain-containing protein 1-like
Exons: 5
Coding region: 85-927 (280 amino acids)
Source: RefSeq, a predicted model, not a curated record